Molecule: messenger RNA, 639 nt
Organism: Spinacia oleracea (spinach)
Lineage: Eukaryota; Viridiplantae; Streptophyta; Magnoliopsida; Caryophyllales; Amaranthaceae
Product: NAC domain-containing protein 13-like
Exons: 2
Coding region: 1-639 (212 amino acids)
Biological process (GO): regulation of DNA-templated transcription
Molecular function (GO): DNA binding
Source: RefSeq, a predicted model, not a curated record
AUGAGGUUCCACCCGACUAAUGAGGAACUACUGGUGUGGUACCUGAAAAGGAAAAAUAGAGAGCAACCUUUAGGUUGCGAGGCAAUCAAAGAAAUUGAUUUCUACGCAUACGAGCCAUGGGAACUACCAAAUAUGUCACCAAUUGACAAUGGGGAAAAUGCAUGGUUCUUUUUUGUACAAAGAGGAGAAGAGCGUAACAGAUUGACGCGUAAUGGCCAAUGGAAAGUAUCAGGUGCGGCUACAAAUGUGUUUCGCUUGGGAGAAAUUGUAGGAGAAGUCAAAAGCUUGUCGUACAAGUGGCUUCAUAAAGAAAAAACUUUGUGGAGGAUGAAAGAGUACCACCUUAGAGGCGAUGAUCUAGGCGAUGAUGAAGGACGUUACGUCAUAUCCAAGGUUUACUACAAAGGACCAUGGGUCGAACGCCAGUUUAGGGAGGAAGAAUGGGCUGCAUACUUUAAUACGCCACAAGCUGCACCGAACGAACCAAACGCACCCAACGCAAUCAACCAAGCAAUUGAAAACAAUGACAAUGCAGGCCCUGACCAAAAUGUUUUGAAUGAGAUGCAUUACAAUCAGGCCUACAUCGAUAUGGAAGAUCAAGAUUUUGUAUACAAUGUGCUAGCCUCGUUCUUGAACUAA